CCGGGCAGCGGCAGGCAGAGGAGUGAGACGGCGGGGGCCGGAGGGAGCCUCGCCGCUCUCUCACCCGCCCAGCCCAGCCCCGGUCACCGCGGCGGCGGCGGGGGCAGGGUCCGCUGCGCCACCGCGCCACCGGCUCCGCAACCGCCGUCCGCCGCCGUCCGCGUCUUCCCACGGCGGGAGGAGGACGAGAGCUCCCGGAGAACACUUUUCCCUCGACUUCAGGAGUGUUUGUGGAUUUACAUGCCAAGCCUUCAAGAUGAUGUCCAUGAACAGCAAGCAGCCGCAUUUUGCCAUGCAUCCUACCCUACCUGAGCACAAAUACCCCUCUCUACACUCCAGCUCGGAAGCAAUAAGAAGAGCAUGUCUACCAACUCCACCGCUGCAGAGCAAUAUCUUCGCCAGCCUCGAUGAAACCCUGCUUGCGCGGGCCGAGGCACUGGCCGCCGUCGACAUUGCUGUCUCGCAGGGCAAGAGCCACCCCUUCAAGCCGGACGCCACCUACCACACGAUGAACAGCGUGCCCUGCACCUCCACCUCUACCGUGCCUCUGGCACACCACCACCACCAUCACCACCACCACCACCAGGCGCUGGAGCCCGGCGACCUCCUCGACCACAUCACCUCCCCCUCCCUGGCGCUUAUGCCCGGCGGAGGCGGCGGCGGAGGCGGUGGCGGCGGCGGCCACGACGGGGCGGGCGGCGGCGGCGGAGGGGCCGGCGGCGGGGCAGGCGGCGGCGGCGGCGGGGGAGGCGGCGGCCUCAUCUCCACUUCGGCCCACCCGCACUCGCACAUGCACGGCCUGGGCCACCUCUCGCACCCGGCCGCCAUGAACAUGCCGUCGGGGCUGCCGCACCCGGGGCUGGUGGCCGCGCACCACGGGGCCGCGGGGCAGGUGGCCUCGGCUGCGGCGGUGGUAGGAGCGGCCGGCUUGGCCUCCAUCUGCGACUCGGACACGGACCCGCGGGAGCUGGAGGCCUUCGCCGAACGCUUCAAGCAGCGGCGCAUCAAGCUCGGGCUGGCCAACCUGAAGAUCCCGGGGGUGGGCUCCCUCAGCCAGAGCACCAUCUGCCGCUUCGAGUCCCUCACCCUCUCCCACAACAACAUGAUCGCCCUCAAACCCAUCCUGCAGGCCUGGCUGGAGGAGGCCGAGGGCGCCCAGCGGGAAAAAAUGAACAAGCCCGAGCUCUUCAACGGAGGGGAGAAGAAGCGCAAGCGGACUUCCAUCGCCGCUCCGGAGAAGCGCUCCCUCGAGGCUUACUUCGCCGUUCAGCCCCGGCCCUCCUCCGAGAAGAUCGCCGCCAUCGCAGAGAAAUUGGACCUCAAAAAGAACGUAGUGCGGGUUUGGUUUUGCAACCAGAGACAGAAGCAGAAACGGAUGAAAUUUUCUGCCACCUACUAGGAGCGGGCGGGAGGAGCGGCCCCAGGGGUUUCCGGGCCGGGUCUGGGUCCAGGGGCCGCACACCCACCGUCGCCGUCGCCCGAGAUGCCGUGGGAAGCUCCUGGGGACCAAGGGACGAUGUAGAAAUUAAACGCGAACUACUC
Pezoporus flaviventris is the source of this 1542-nucleotide messenger RNA. It is a transcript of the gene POU4F1, whose product is annotated as POU class 4 homeobox 1. Lineage: Eukaryota; Metazoa; Chordata; Aves; Psittaciformes; Psittacidae. Gene Ontology annotation, molecular function: DNA-binding transcription factor activity, RNA polymerase II-specific; RNA polymerase II cis-regulatory region sequence-specific DNA binding. The record is from RefSeq and is a predicted model, not a curated record. Gene Ontology annotation, biological process: regulation of transcription by RNA polymerase II.